GCAGCCCGGCAGACAGAGACAGAGUGUGACAGAAGUCAGUAGCAGCAGCCGACUUUAAGCACUUCCUUAAACACCAUUCAAAACAUUCAAGUCGCGCCUUUGGGGAAACUCUUUUCGGACACAACUGUUGGCUCAAACUCGCGACAAACUUGAAGACACUUUCUACUCCGGCGAAAGAGGAGGCGGUGAGUGGUCACCAUGGCACCCUUCCUGCGCAUUACCCUCAAUGCCUAUGACCUGGGUGCCCUGCCUCCUCUCUCUGACCCUCUCCUAUGUGCCAUCAAGAUCAAGGAGUCUGUCAGCACAGAGCGAGGAAAGACCUUGAUUCAGAGGAAGCCCACCAUGUUUCCUGCAUGGAAGGACACUUUUGAUGCUCACAUAUAUGAGGGGCGUGUCCUAGAAGUGGUCCUCAUGCUGAGCACCGAGGAGCCUUUGGCCAAGGCGACCGUAGGUGUGUCCUUACUGGCAGAACGCUGUAAGAAGUCCAAAACCAGCGGACGCAUCGAGUUCUGGGUGGACCUGCAUCCUGCGGGGAAGAUUCAGAUGGCUGUGCAGUAUUUCCUGGAGGAGGCCGAUACCGUGUCGAGUAAGCCGUCGGUGAAGUCGAUUCCUGAAGACGGAGCUAUGACCCUCAACAGGAGGAGAGGAGCUUUUAAGCAGCCCAAGGUUCACUGCUACAAGAACCACGAGUUCACCGCCACCUUCUUUGGCCAGCCCACCUUCUGCUCCGUCUGCAGAGAGUUCCUCUGGGGCCUGAACAAGCAAGGUUACAAGUGUAGACAAUGCAAUGCAGCAAUCCACAAGAAAUGCAUCGAAAAAAUCAUUGGCAGGUGCACUGGAACAGCAGCCAACAGUCGGGACACUAUGUUCCAGAAAGAGCGUUUCAAGAUUGAUAUGCCUCAUCGCUUUAAGUACUACAACUACAAGAGCCCCACGUUCUGUGACCACUGUGGCAGUCUGCUGUGGGGUCUCUACAAACAGGGCCUUAAGUGUGAUGAUUGCGGCAUGAACGUACAUAGUUACUGUGAAACAAAAGUGGGCAAUCUGUGUGGAAUCAACCAGAAACUACUGGCAGAGGCUCUGUCUCAAGUCACCCAGAAAUCCAUGAAGAUCUCUACUGACCAAGAUAUUGGAAUCUACCAAGACGUCAGAAGUGCUACAGCAGAUCCUAGUGCAGGAGGCAAGGGAUUGAGCCCAACCCCAACGCCAACCCCAGCCUCUGCUACAGUGAUCCGGAAAAACCUUUCCCUCAACCAGCUGGUGUUGCACAAGGUGCUGGGAAAAGGCAGCUUUGGCAAGGUGCUGCUGGCAGAGUGGAAAGGACGCGACCAGUACUUUGCUGUGAAGGUCCUGAAGAAGGAUGUUGUUCUAAUGGACGAUGACGUGGAGUGCACCAUGGUGGAGAAGAGAGUCCUGUCCCUCGCCUGGGAGAACCCCUUCCUCACCCACCUCUACUCAACGUUCCAGUCCAAAGCGCACCUCUUCUUUGUAAUGGAGUACCUGAAUGGAGGAGACUUGAUGUUCCACAUCCAAGACAAAGGCCGCUUCGACAUCCACCGAGCUACAUUCUACGCCGCAGAGAUAGUAGUUGGCCUGCAGUUCCUCCACUCUAAGGGAAUUAUCUACCGAGAUCUGAAGCUGGACAAUGUCAUGCUGGACAAGGACGGACACAUAAAGAUAGCAGACUUUGGCAUGUGUAAAGAGAACGUGUAUGGAGAGGUCCGAGCCACCACAUUUUGUGGGACGCCAGACUACAUUGCACCAGAGAUCCUGAUGGGACAGAAGUACACAUUCUCAGUAGACUGGUGGUCUUUUGGUGUGCUGGUGUACGAGAUGCUGAUUGGUCAGUCGCCUUUCCAAGGCGAUGAUGAGGACGAGCUGUUCGAAUCCAUCAGGACGGACAUCCCUCACUACCCUCGGUGGAUCACCAAGGAGUCCAAGAGCCUGCUUGAACUGUUGUUUGAGCGAGAUCCCACUCGAAGAUUGGGUGUGGUGGGAGACAUCCGCGCACACCCGUUCUUCAAAACCAUCAACUGGCCAGAACUGGAGAAGAGACGCGUAGAUCCCCCUUUCAAACCCAAAGUGAAAUCCCCCAGCGACUGCAGCAACUUUGACCGAGAGUUCCUGAACGAGAAGCCGCGCCUCUCACAUGCUGACAAGAACCUCAUUGACUCCAUGGACCAGACAGCAUUUGCCGGCUUUUCAUUUAUCAACCCCAAACUGGAGCACAUUCUCACCAAAUGAAAACAAACAAACUAAAUGGUGUCUGUGGAAACACUGAGUAUCGGCUCAGCACUACAAUGCAGACUCUUGACCAGUUACCUUUAUCUUUUACCAAGUCUAAGCUCAACUGGGUUUGAGCUUGACUGUGACUUUUUUUCAUUUCAUCUGUCUGAGGAUGGGAUAACAUGACAAUCACAAUGUUUGGUGGUGUCUCAAGCAAUAAUAAAACUGUACAGGUGUAAAAAAAAAAAGAAGAAAAUGAGAGUAUAAAGCUUCAGGAAAGUAAGGGAGAUUUUUAAGAAACCAGUGUUAAUAUAUUCAAUGCUGGGGGGAUAUUCAGUAAAGUAUUUUAUUUCCUCUCUGCCAUUUUUCCAUGUGAUCACACUUCUCUUCCAUAAGGUUCAUUUAAUGUACUGUAUCAUGCAAUCAGAAUUCACAGACACAAGCUUGACACCUUUUUUUUUUGUUUUUUUUUUUAAACUACUAAUAUACACGCUGUCACUGCACAUGCACGUCAAAAGUUAAGUGGUACAUAGAGAAUUCACUCUCACCCUUAUGCUUUGCCUGCUUUAUGUCUCCCAGUACAUCCCAUUUGUGUGUGCACUGUGUGGUAGCACGUGCGUGGUUGCAAGUGCACACAAGUGUGUGGGUGUGUGCAUAUAUUUUAGAUGCAAAUGGUGCUACUGAAGCCAGUAAUAUUGUCUGUCGGUGAACGAAUCCUCAGCUGGUCGGGGUGUAAUAAGACAAACUAUACUAUAUGCAAAUAUAUGCUUUUUAAUUUUUUUUUCUAUUAUUACUGUAGAAAAUAAUAGUUUCUCCCUCACUCCCUGCACUAGAAAAUGGAGCUGUACCAGUGUGACAUGUUAAAAGAGAUAAUCUGAGUUUGUUGUUCUAUUUAGCAUGGGUUUUUACAUGACGGUGUCCAUCAAACUAAAACAUAGCACAAACGAUCACUCCGUACCUAACAUUUAUUUCUGAGCUCUAAUGGAUAGAGAUCUUAUGGAUAUGGAUCACUGUAAGCACACGUCUUUGAUAUGUCUUCUAUUACUUGAAUGUAGGACUUUUAACACGAAAAUAAUGAUUCUGGAAGGAAAAUGAAUAUGUAAAUUGCAUUAUCUGAGUGAUACGGCGUACUUUUUUUUUUACUGUCCUUCAUCUUUUACAGUUGAUUCUGAAUAAAUAUAAUAUAAACUGAAGUAUUAA
Messenger RNA from Mugil cephalus (flathead mullet), 3426 nucleotides. Its product is annotated as protein kinase C delta type-like. Lineage: Eukaryota; Metazoa; Chordata; Actinopteri; Mugiliformes; Mugilidae. Gene Ontology annotation, biological process: protein phosphorylation. The transcript has 17 exons. The record is from RefSeq and is a predicted model, not a curated record. Bases 199 to 2244 code for a protein of 681 amino acids. Gene Ontology annotation, molecular function: ATP binding; diacylglycerol-dependent serine/threonine kinase activity.